AUGUCGCCUUGGCUGUGUCUCGUAAUGGUGAUGCUGGCGGCGAAUUUUCGCGGAAUAUCGCCCGGCCCGGCUUGCAGGAUCAGCGAAUUUCCCUGCAGGAACGGCCGCUGCGUUCGGCUCAACGCCUACUGCGACGGCACCGACGACUGCGGCGACGUCUCCGACGAGCCGCCAUUUUGUACAGUUUGCAAUCGAACUUAUUACGGGGACGUCGGGAAAACUUACGAAUUGAAAGUAUCGAAACAACCGGAUGCCAAGUAUCCGUUUCUCUGCCAUUUAACCUUCACUGCCAACGGACAAAAUCACGGGGAUAUCAUCCAGCUGAUCUUCGACGAAUUCAAAAUCGGCCGCUACGAAUCGACCGCCCUCGACGGCUGCCCCGACGGCUACAUGCAACUGAGCGAACUCGGCCGCCCCUUCACCGGCGGCAGCUGGUGCGGCGCCGCCGCCGGCCCGGCCGCCUACUACAGCGAAACCGCCACCGUCACCGCCACCGUCAAGCUCUUCCCCGGCGGCGCCGCCGCCGAGCCCGUCCCGUUCGCCUACCGGCUGCGCUACCGCUUCUUCGCCAGGCGCGAGGCGGUCGUGCGCUUCGGCUCGCCGGCGGCGCCGCUCGAACGCGGCCAAAUCGCCCCCGGCACCUACUGCACGCGCCAAUUCGAAGAGUGCUACCGCAAGCCUUGCAGGCUCCAAUCGCCCAACUAUCCGGGCAUGUAUCCGCGCAACGUGUCGUGCUACUGGAGCCUGCGCCAGAAGUUCGUGCCGACGUGCAAGCACGCCAUGAUCUCGGUGCGCCAGGAGGCGGUGCACAAGAUGCAGAUGAAGCGAUCCAUCAACCUGGCCGGCCUGAACAAAACCGAGCGGUUGCUGAAAGCCUGGCGCGAUUGCACCGGCGAACGGGACCAUUUGAUCUUCUACGACGGCGGGUCUACCAACGACGCGGUACUCGCCAAGUACUGCGGCGGCGAUUGGUUGCCGCGCGUCGUCUCCAGAGGGCCCGAGAUGCUGGUAGCCUUUCACUCUUCACCCUUCAGCAUACCCCUAAGAUCCCCGUCGUCGCAGUCGCCGCUGAGGGGAUUCGAGCUGGACGUGGAGGUCGUCUUCGUCGACUCGGAUUCCAUGGAUUUCUCGCGCCACCCCAUCGACUGUCUCUUCUACAUCAACGCCACCAGCCCCGACAGCGACGAGGUGUGGACUGGUAGAGGCCGAAGAGGUCGAUUGUCCAGCCCCAAGCACUCCCUGCCGCCCAACACCACGUGCGUCUACCGCUUCCAAGGCUACCCCGAGGACUUGGUGUGGAUAUCGUUCAUCUCCUACAGCCACAAAGCGCUGUUGCUCGAGGAGAGAAUGGGCAGAAACGACACGUCGAGCUACGGUUGCUCGACUCGCAUCAAAAUCUGGGACGGUCUGAGCGUGAUCGAAGACAAAUGCGACGAGCCGCCGAAGCUGUGCGACCACAGCGCCCUCUCCAACGCCUCCAGGACGACCAGACCGUGCUCCAAAGAUGAGAGCUACCUCACGAUCGGCAGGAAUCUGAUGAUACAGCACUACACCGAGGACGGCACCGCCUUGCACCCGGCCAGCUUCAAGCUCGCCUACGAGUUCGUCGAUACGAAGCUCGCCGGAGAGCCGGCGGGCGGCCGGUGCGAUCGGGUGCUGAGGCGGCAGCACGUCGGCGACGUGCUGUCGCCCAAGAACGUGUUCCUCUUCGGUAGAGGCGGCGCCAAAGACCUGGAUUGCUCGUACAGAUUCGAAGCUGGGCGCGACGAGCGCGUCCGCCUGACGUUCUACAACGCCUCAUUCGGCGGCAACCCCGCCUGCGAGACUGUCGUGGACGCGCACACGGGGAGGCACUCGUGCGAGUUCUAUCCGGGAGGAAGAGUGGCGGAGUUGAGCGUGUUUGAGCUACCCUGGGAGGGUUAUCCGGUGCCGAAGCUGUGCCUCUGCGACAACUCGACGCUCGCCAAUCGACCGCUGGUGUUCGCGUCGGCGUCGCGGACGGUCGAGCUGCGGUUCACCGCCAAAGACAUGAACGUCAGCGACGACUUCACCGUCAUCCACUUCCAUCUGCUGUUCGAGCUGGUCAAGAUGGACGAUUGUUCGGAGGAUCGAAGGUUGGGUGGUUAUGGUGGUGAUGUGAGGCUGGAUUCUGAGGCGUCUUGCGCCGGGAUGCCUUGGUUGGUGGAGGCGCGCCACAAUAGGAGCCUGUUUUUGCUCAGUUGGGGCGCGUUCCUGCCGCUGAAGCCUCGAAUAGAAGAGGCGAUCCGAUGCCCGUCGAGUAACAGGAUAUUGGUGUACUCCGGGCGACCGCCGAAGCUGGUGCGCGUGGUGUGCCCGGCCGAGCCGGGCACGCGCCCCCUCGCCGUGCACGUGUUCAGCGACGAGUGGUGGGGCGAGCCGCCGCCGCGCCGACCGCCCAAUUUCCUGGUCGAGUGGAUCGGCGCCGAGGCGGGCGCGGCCGCCUUCAGCUGGCUGGAGAUAUCGCGGCCGCGCUCGUCGCUGAUGCACCAGCUGCAAGUGCCGGCGAACGCUUCGGGCAACGACAGCGACGCCGCCGGCGGCGGCGAGUGCGCGCACAAGUGCCCCGAGCUGGACGCCUGCAUCGGCGCCGAGUUGUGGUGCGACGGCAAGGACCACUGCCCGUCGGGCUACGACGAGGCGGAGGCGAAUUGCGGCGCCGCCGCCAAGCUGCUCAACGCGCUGCCGUUGGGCGCGGCGGCGGCGGCGGCCGGCGCCGCUGUGGCUUGCUGCGCGGUUUGCGGGGCGGUUUGCGCGGUGGCGAGGCGGUCGCGGGCGCGGCACCGCCGCCGCAUGGCCAAGAAGAAGCUGCUGGCCGGGCCGAAGCUGCUCGACGGUUUGGAUUCCUGA
This is a messenger RNA of Phyllotreta striolata, 2868 nucleotides long. NCBI's taxonomy places the organism in Eukaryota, Metazoa, Arthropoda, Insecta, Coleoptera, Chrysomelidae. The record is from the annotation of a GenBank genome assembly.